GCCCUGAAGAUUAAAAUGGCGUGUCUCUUUCUUCAUCUUGUUCUUUUUUGUGUUUCCCUCCUUGUUAUUGAUGGCCUGUCAGCGGUGAGAGAGGUAAGGGGCAGAAAAGGAGGAUCAGUAAGUGUUCAGUGUCAUUAUGGGCUCACACAAAAAUACUAUGCAAAAUACUGGUGUAAAGGGAAGUUCUGGAGUAGCUGCAGCACUAUGUUGCAGACAGGAUCUCGUGCAGCUAGUGAUAAAGUGUCUAUUAGUGAUGACAAAACACGUGGAAUAUUCACCGUUACAAUGAGCCACCUGGAGAAAAAGGAUGAAGCCUGGUAUUGGUGUGGAAUAAAAAGAGGACACAACAAAGCCAAUGAUGAAAUGUUCUAUCUAUACCUCUAUGUGGAUGAAGCAAAAACAACACCUAAACCACCUGCAACAACAAAGCCACUAGUUCCUGCCACUGUGUCCAUUGUAAGCACUCCCAGAUCAGCAGCAGCAGCAGAUCCACCUUCUACAGAGUCCAGCAGCACAGAGCUCAUCACACACAGCCAAGAGCCAACUGCAAUCCGAAGAUUUUGCAGGUUAUAGACUAAAUGGAAAUUCAGUUAAAAUAAUUAGAACAAUAUAGUAUUGUAAAAUAGGGUGUUCUGUUGUAUGCUGAAAUGUUUGCAUAUAAAGGUGUCCAUUUCUGAGGACAGAUGUAUUCUGGUGUAAAUCUGUGGAGCAGAGUGCAAGUGCAAGUAAACAAGUCAAGCUACAAACAACAUAGG
Lepisosteus oculatus (spotted gar) is the source of this 755-nucleotide messenger RNA. Lineage: Eukaryota; Metazoa; Chordata; Actinopteri; Semionotiformes; Lepisosteidae. The record is from RefSeq and is a predicted model, not a curated record.